CUCACACCGGCUCCACCAGUACCAGGACCAUCAGCAGCUACAGAAGCUCACCAGAGACCACCUCAACACCUCACCUCCAGAGCCCAAUCCAGCCCAAUGGAGUACCAGACCAAGAGCAGCGCAGAGAUGAACGGCAUGUGCAACAGCAAGCUGGUCACCGAGUACCUGUGCCACAACGGCUUCAGCGAGCUGAGCAUCGAGUCCAAGAAGCUGCCCGUCCAGGACCAGAGCGAGAGCUCCCGCAAGAAGGCGGAGGACGAGUCGCGGCUGCCGGCGCUGGAAGCCGCCUACACCACCAUCCUGCGCGGCCUGGGAGAGAACACCGAGCGCCAGGGGCUCCUCAGGACACCGCUGCGCGCGGCCAAGGCCAUGCAGUUCCUCACCAAGGGCUACCACGAGACCAUUUACGAUAUCCUUAAUGAUGCCAUCUUCGACGAGGACCACGAUGAGAUGGUUAUAGUGAAGGACAUAGACAUGUUCUCACUGUGUGAACAUCAUCUAGUUCCCUUCUUCGGCAAGGUUCACAUAGGAUAUCUGCCAAGCAAAAAAGUUGUCGGCCUUAGUAAACUCGCCAGGAUUGUGGAAAUCUACAGCCGCAGACUUCAAGUUCAAGAGCGUCUGACCAAGCAGAUCGCCAUGGCCAUCUCUGAGGCCCUGCAGCCAGCAGGAGUAGCAGUAGUCAUUGAGGCAGCUCACAUGUGCAUGGUCAUGCGUGGAGUCCAGAAGAUGAACAGCCGCACCGUGACCAGCGCCAUGCUGGGAGUGUUCCGGGAGGAUCCCAAAACCCGGGAGGAGUUCCUGUCCCUGGUCAAGACCUCAUAGUACCACCUCAACCGCGUCCAUCCCAUCCUGCACAUCUCCUCCAACCUGAGCAGCACUUCUACAGAGCAACACUGCACUGUUACACUGUAAACUCAGCUACACUGAGCCACCAGAACCACGCCACACACCACCCGCAUCUCCAGUGGUCCUUCCCCAGAACCCAGAACCUCAGUCAGUGCUCGUGUUUAGGCGAGGAUUUGCAGGUUCCUGAGGAAUCAAACUUGCUAUGGUGCUAUUAGAUUUGUAUUAUUGAGGCUGAGCUUUAGAGCUGGCCACCAUCCAACAAGGCUGCUUUCAAACAGCAGGUUUUUUUUUUUUUUUUACCAAAUCUGAUGCUUAUCUAUUAAUGCGAUCUGAUAUUUGUCUAAACAGUUUAUGCUGUGCAACUGAUGCUCAUGUUCUAAAGAUCUGAACGCUUCACGUGAAGUUUCAGUUUCACUCUUUAGAGAGAAUCACAGGAUCUAUCAGUCACAGAUCCAGUGGCUCACAUUUAGGCUCAUCAUAGAGAAUGCACUUCAGCUUACUGUUUAAAUUGCAUGUUAUUAGGCCACGCCCACUUUUUUUGUUUGCGUCCUAGUUUUUUUUACUUUUUAUUUCCUUAUUUUUAUAUGCUCUGAUAUGGGCAAAAUUUAAAUCAUGAUAUACAUCUCUAGAAAAAUUUAAGAGACCACUUUAGUUUCUGAAUCAGUUUCUCUGACUUUGCUAUUUAUAGGUUUAUGUUUGAGUAAAAUGAACAUUGUUGUUUUAUUCUAUAAACUACAGACAACACUUCUCCCAAAUUCCAAAUAAAAAUAUUGUCAUUUAGAGCAUUUAUAUUAUUUUAUUAACAAAAAAGAUGCAGAGCUUUCAGACCUUAAAUUAUUGCAAAGAAAACAAGACAAACAUAUUCAUAAAGUUUUAAGAGUUCAGAAAUCAAUAUUAGGUGGAAUAACUCUGGUUUUUAAUCACAGUUUUCAUGCAUCUUGGCAUCAUGUUCUCCUCCACCAGUCUUACACACUGCUUUUGGAUAACUUUAUGCUGCUUUACUCCUGGUGCAAAAAAUCAAGCAGUUCAGCUUGGUUUGAUGGCUUGUGAUCAUCCAUCUUGCUCUUGAUUAUAUUCCAGAGGUUUUCAAUUUGGUUAAAUCAAAGAAACUCAUAAUUUGAAGUGGUCACUUAUUUUUUUUUCUACAGCUGUAUUUCUCAAUUUUUGAUUAUCAUGCACUGACUAUGCCAGAUUACAUUCUUUUUUUUUAAUCAUAUAAAUAUUUGUAAUUAAGUGUAUCAAAACUGCUUUUAAAAUACUGCAUGCACAUCAUGAAAUUAUUCAGGGCUAAUUACACUCGAUAUCCAAUGCAAAACAAGCAUCUCUAAAACAGCAAAUGUAUAGGAGAAAGAUAAAACCUUUCAAUCACUUUCAAUGGACGUGAAUGCAAAAAGAGUUUAUUUCAGGUCAUUUUGGAGUAUUUCUAUUUAGGUAAUUUUGGAGUAUUUCUAUUGGUCCAUUCUAAUUAGGUAAGAAAUAAGAAAAUAAGAAAAUGUAUUGAUGCUAUACAUAUAUAAAAUAUCAUCAUAUUCCCCAGCUCUACUCACUGCUGACGCACAUAUUUUCCUUUUUCUCGCUGUAUAAAAGUCGCACAAAUUUCAGUCUGAUUGUUCAGACUCAGACACAAUGCUGCAAAUUAUAUACAUAUAUCGGAUUUUGUAAUAAAAAAGCAUCAGAUUUAGUGUUUAGUGUUUUUACCGUUCUGUCACAUAAAGUAUGACGUGAAAAAUGAGAUUUAGGUGAUUUUAACCUGCUUUGUGAACGUAGCCCUGGUUACAUUUGUAUUUUCAGUGUACUGUAUUGCCUACAGCUGAACCUCAGGGGUCUUCAGUGAUUGUUAAUAAUACCAGUACCACUCUAGCAUAGCAAACCUGCCGGGAGAAUAAUAUCUGAAAAGCUGAAUAUCACAGGCCAUACACCUCAAUUCAUCACCUCAAUCAGAAGUACUGAACUGCAGUACAGUAUAGUAUGGUACAAUACAGUACAGUACAGUACAGUCGAAUCAACCUAGAAUAUGAUUUCAGGUUGAUUAUUAUUACUAUUACUUUUGUCUGCUAUUUACGUUUAUCAUUUUACACAUAGCUUUAUGUAUUUUAUAAUGUUGUCUAAUAUAAAUGCUGCCGUUUAUAAAAUUAUUUGAAUUAUAGCUGCCUUGAAUGACAAACUGACAAAUUAACUAUUAUGCUUUAUUCAUUUUUGUGUCUUUAUAUUAACUGAUCAUGCUUUCUAAUUGCCUACAUGCCUGGUUAAUCGAGGGAUGGUGCUCUUACCUCCUCUGUCUGGUCAAAAAUCAGGGAUGCACUGAAUAUAUUUCGCAAAUAUAAGGCUACAAAUGGCAAAUGUAAGUAAAAUAUUAAAUAAAAAUAUUGAAUCAUUUACACCGGACCAGAGGUAAAAUGUUAGAUUGAUAUUUCAGGGUAUUUUUUGUGACACGAUAACAUUAUUCCUGCUGAUAUGACUAAAAUAUAUUAAAUAUAAUAUAUUAAAGGGGACUACAUAAUUCAAAAUACUGUGGGUCUAUAUCUGCUAUAUAACAAAAGUUCUUUACACAAAAUCACUCAAAUAAAGAGAUUUAUUUACCAAUUUUAGUCCCUUUCAAAAGGAGCCGUUUAAGGGCUCGGACACUUUUAUGCAAAUGAGCUGUUGCUGGCCAUGCCAUGUACUUACACUGAGCGUUAGUAAGUACUAAGCUUAAGUACAGUUAAUUACAAAACAAAUGCAAAAUAUACUGCAUUUUGUAUUUUGUAAUAAUAUAUAUUGCAAUGUUAAGCUGCAGAGACAGACGUAAUUUAGUUGGGAUCCAGACAAAAUAUUCAUUUCUGUGCAUCCCUUAAAGGCAUUCAUUAUGUCAUGAGUGUAUGUCAUCACCACCCUCACAUGUCAGAAUGAUGCAUCGGUGGAAUCUGUAAAUGUAAAUGGAUCAUACAUUCUUGAAGAUAUAUAAAAGACAUAUUAAGGUCUAAAAUAAUUUGCAUUAUUUUGAGUUACACUGUUUAAACUGAAACCAGCAUUUAUCUGAAUGAACAGCCUCGUGCCUUUAACUCACAUGCAUAGAGUCCAUCUAACAGAUCAGCAAACGAGAUGACAAUGACCAAAUGAAGCGAUGCAUAUUUUUAAUAGCGAGUAUAAAUUGUAUAUAUAUAUAUAUAUAUAUAUAUAUUUCACAGUUCCCAGGUCCGUUUCUGUCCUCCGCACAAUUCUGUGAUAAGAAGAAAGUGAUGCACAAAAAACGUGUUUAUUUUAAAUCUGAGCCAUGUUGUUUUUUUUCCUGUGAAAUGUCAAUGUAUGGAAUAUUAUUUACAUAUGCUGUGACUUGUGCAGAGUAUGUAAAUGUAGCAGAUUUUUCUGUAAUGUUCUACUGCCAAUGAAAUAUUGUGUUUUACUAAAUUACAGUUUAGCUAGGUUGUGUUGUUGUAUAAGACCAUGUAAUAUAUUCAAAAUCAUUAAAAGCUCUUAUGAAAUA
Molecule: messenger RNA, 4309 nt
Organism: Astyanax mexicanus (Mexican tetra)
Lineage: Eukaryota; Metazoa; Chordata; Actinopteri; Characiformes; Acestrorhamphidae
Gene: gch2
Product: GTP cyclohydrolase 2
Exons: 6
Coding region: 97-822 (241 amino acids)
Biological process (GO): tetrahydrobiopterin biosynthetic process; tetrahydrofolate biosynthetic process
Cellular component (GO): cytoplasm
Molecular function (GO): zinc ion binding; GTP binding; GTP cyclohydrolase I activity
Source: RefSeq, a predicted model, not a curated record